This is a messenger RNA of Fusarium poae, 1353 nucleotides long. RefSeq lists its product as uncharacterized. Lineage: Eukaryota; Fungi; Ascomycota; Sordariomycetes; Hypocreales; Nectriaceae. Bases 1 to 1353 code for a protein of 450 amino acids. The record is from RefSeq and is a predicted model, not a curated record. The transcript is spliced from 3 exons.
AUGGCCAAACGUGUGAAGAAGAAAGAAAAGCUCCAUGAUUUGAUGGAUACCUUCCUCGACCGAGACCGCCCGGGUGAUUCUCAACUGGAGGCAACGCUCGAAAGUCUGCUUGCGGCGGACCGGGCUUUCGAGAAACCGGAAAGCGACCUUGAAAGUACCAAGGAGUUUAGGUACGAAUGUGCCGCGAGGAUUCAGGAAAAGAUCCGCACCUUGUAUUAUUACAAAGACUACCAACACACUGUGGUUGAGAUCACGAUUAUUCUUGACGUCCCGCGAACAUGCUUGGAGCCCAAGGGAUGGCUUGAUACUGAUCAAGAUGCUAGUACACUGCAGGGGAAAUUAUUCGAUAUCGGGUGGCUAGUCGGACACUUCCUUCUCAAAUUCAAAGAAGAUCGCGAGACCAUGCAGUCUACGGAUGUCACGGUUUCUGAGUCUAGGGCUAACGCACAACGUCCAGUUAGCCAAAGGCGUAAAGAGAAGGACAUUUGUCGCGACAGAGACAGAAGAAAGUGUGUCCUGCUGGGUACAUCUUCCGGUGAAGCUGCUCAUAUUUUACCGUUCUCAUGGAACAAGGACGAGACGAGUCUGGUUUGGACUGUCCAAUUUUUAUCCGCCUCCCAAGCUUUCUUUUCCUUUGCAACUUACAAUGACCUUUCUAAACGCCUAACUGUACGUGGUGAGUUCGGCACCUCGGAUAGACACUGGAACAUGGUCAAUCUGAAUGAUUGUAUGCAAUCCUACUGGUCCCGUGCCCUCUUCGGUCUGGAAUGCGUAGGGAUCCAGAAGAAAACCUCUCCGACUCAGGUAGACCCGGCUCCUGAUCUGCAAUCCCAGGGUCCUAUUCCGAAACCCAAGGUUCCUGCUCCGAAAGGCAAGCGUCACAGUUCGAACAAUAAGCGCCGUGUUCAAAAGGCUGUUCGUCGUGCUUCGAAAGCCAAGAAUCCUGUUCCACAAACCGAGGAGUGGGAAGUCCAGAUUAAAUUCCACUGGCUUAACCGCCGAUGGGGGAAACCUGACACCAUCAUGAACAUUCACUCUGGCCAAGAUUCCAUGUCCAGCUUUGCAGAAAGUCAAAUCAACUUUUUGAAAGAGGGAUGUCCUCCUCCCACUCUUGAGAAUGACACAAUCGGUGCCGUGCGUGUCAAAGACACACUUAUUUCUGGCCAUCUCUUCACUGUCACCAUGCCUUCACUCGAAGAUGCGACGAGCUGCAAACUCAUGCUGGACUUGCAAUGGGUACUUAUUCGUAUCGCUGCCAUGAGUGGCGCAGUAGGAUAUCCCGAGCUCCUUCGUCCUCCUCCGCCGAUACCGACCUCUGUCACCUUCUCGACAUGGCGCAGUCUAGUGGUCUAA